UGUUGCAGGAAGGCUCUAGGGCUGUUCCGUGCCUCGCUUAGCCCGAUUCUCUAGUCCGCCACCGCAUCAGCAUGCCGAAGGUUGUGAAACAGGAAGGGGAGGACCCCGACCCCACUCCCUACCUGUUCGUGUCUCUUGAGCAGAAGCGCAUCGAUCAGACCAAGCCCUACGAUGCGAAGAAGGCGUGCUGGGUGCCGGACGAGAAGGAAGGCUACUUGCUCGGCGAGAUCAAGGGCACGAAGGGUGACCUCGUCACCGUGUCUCUGCCGGGCGGCGAGGACAAGACGGUCAAGAAAGAGGCGCUCUCGCAAGUGAACCCACCCAAGUUCGAGCGUGUCGAGGACAUGGCCGACCUGACCUACCUGAACGAGGCAGCCGUUCUGCACAACUUGAAGCAGCGCUACUACGUCAAACUAAUCUACGACAAGAACUUCAAGAAGGAGCAAGUGUCUCAAGUGAACCCCCCCAAGUAUGAGAAAUGCGAGGAUAUGUCCAACCUCACGUACCUUAAUGACGCUUCUGUCUUGCAUAACCUUAAGCAGCGGUACUACCACAAGCUGAUCUACACCUACUCCGGCUUGUUCUGCGUCGCCAUCAACCCCUACAAGCGCUUCCCCGUCUACACUCUCCGCUGCGCCAAGAUGUACCGUGGCAAGAGGAGGAAUGAGGUGCCCCCUCACAUCUUUGCCAUCUCUGACGGUGCCUACGUCAACAUGUUGACCAACCGCGAGAACCAGUCUAUGCUUAUCACUGGUGAGUCUGGUGCCGGAAAGACUGAGAACACGAAGAAGGUAAUUGCCUACUUCGCCACUGUCGGCGCCAGCACAAAGAAGGAAGACGUAUCAGAAGCACAAAAGAAGAAGGGCACUCUGGAGGAUCAGGUCGUCCAGACCAACCCCGUACUUGAGGCCUUUGGUAACGCUAAGACCGUGCGUAAUGACAACUCCUCUCGCUUCGGUAAGUUCAUCCGUAUCCACUUCGGCCCCUCUGGUAAACUGGCCGGUGCUGAUAUUGAGACCUAUCUGCUGGAGAAGGCCCGUGUCAUCUCCCAACAGUCUCUGGAGCGCUCCUACCAUAUUUUCUACCAAAUGAUGUCCGGUUCUGUCCCCGGCCUGAAGGAAAUCUGUCUCCUCACCAACGAAGUGAACGACUAUCCGGCCCAGUCCCAGGGCAAGACCAGCAUCCCGGGCGUCGACGACGGCGAGGAGAUGACCAUCACCGACGGUAAGACGCGAAUCCCGGGCGUCAACGACUCGGAGGAGAUGCUGGCGACGGAUCAAGCCUUCGACGUGUUGGGCUUCACCCAGGAAGAGAAGGACGACAUCUACAAGAUCACCGCCUCCGUCAUGCACAUGGGUGGCAUGAAGUUCAAGCAGAGGGGUCGCGAGGAGCAGGCUGAAGCCGAUGGCACUGCUGAGGGUGAGCGUGUAGCUAAGCUGCUGGGCACCAACCACGACGACUUGUACAAGAACUUGCUGAAGCCCAGGAUCAAGGUCGGCAACGAAUUCGUGACCCAGGGCAGAAACAAGGACCAGGUCGCCUACUCCGUAGGUGCCAUGUCCAAGGGCAUGUUUGACAGGCUGUUCAAGUGGUUGGUGAAGAAGUGUAACGAGACUCUUGACACCAAGCAGAAGAGACAGCACUUCAUUGGUGUACUGGAUAUUGCUGGCUUCGAGAUUUUCGACUACAACGGCUUCGAGCAGCUUUGCAUCAACUUCACCAACGAGAAGCUGCAGCAGUUCUUCAACCAUCACAUGUUCGUCCUCGAGCAGGAAGAGUACAAGAAGGAGGGCAUUGUUUGGGCUUUCAUUGACUUCGGCAUGGACUUGUUGGCUUGCAUUGAGCUGAUUGAGAAGUUCAACGGCUUCGAGCAGCUGUGUAUCAACUUCACCAACGAGAAACUGCAGCAGUUCUUCAACCACCACAUGUUCGUCCUGGAGCAGGAGGAAUACAAACGCGAAGGAAUCGAGUGGACUUUCAUUGACUUUGGCAUGGACCUGCAGGCUUGCAUUGAACUGAUUGAGAAGUUCAAUAGCUUCGAGCAGCUUUGCAUCAACUUCACGAACGAAAAGCUGCAACAAUUCUUCAACCACCACAUGUUCGUGCUGGAGCAGGAGGAGUACACUCGCGAGGGAAUCGAGUGGGCUUUCAUUGACUUUGGCAUGGACCUGCAGGCUUGCAUUGAGCUGAUCGAGAAGUUCAAUGGCUUCGAGCAGCUGUGCAUUAACUUCACGAACGAGAAACUGCAGCAGUUCUUCAACCACCACAUGUUCAUUCUCGAACAAGAAGAGUACGAACGCGAAGGCAUCAAAUGGACCUUCAUAGAUUUUGGCAUGGACCUCCAGGAGACGAUAAACCUUAUUGAGAAGCCUAUGGGUAUCUUGUCAAUCCUGGAGGAAGAGUCUAUGUUCCCCAAGGCUACUGACAAGACCUUUGAGGAGAAGUUGCUUAGCCACCACUUGGGCAAGUCUCCCAACUUCCAGAAGCCCAAGCCCCCCAAGCCUGGCCAGGUUGCGGCCCACUUCGCCAUCGGUCACUAUGCCGGCACUGUGUCCUACAACAUCACCGGCUGGCUUGAGAAGAACAAGGACCCCUUGAACGACACUGUUGUCGACCAGUUCAAGAAGUCCUCCAACAAACUGUUGGUAGAGAUCUUCGCUGAUCAUCCUGGCCAGUCCGGUGCUGCUGAAGCCGGUGGCGGUGGUGGCAAGGGUGGCCGUGGCAAGAAGGGCGGUGGCUUCGCCACUGUGUCCUCCUCCUACAAGGAGCAGCUGAACAACCUGAUGACCACCUUGAAGAGCACACAGCCUCACUUUGUGCGUUGUAUCAUCCCCAACGAGUUGAAGCAGGCAGGUCUUAUUGACUCUCACCUGGUAAUGCAUCAGCUCACUUGCAACGGUGUACUUGAAGGCAUCCGUAUUUGCCGUAAGGGCUUCCCCAACCGUAUGGUCUACCCUGACUUCAAGCUCCGAUACACUAUCCUGUGCUCCAACCUGGUCAAGGAGAUCUCCAACCCGCGGGACGCCACGCAAGUCAUUAUGGAGCACGUUCAGAUCGACACGGAGCAGUACCGCAUGGGCAACACCAAGGUGUUCUUCCGUGCCGGUGUCCUGGGUCAGAUGGAGGAACUUCGUGAUGAGCGUUUGGGCAAGAUCAUCUCCUGGAUGCAGGCCUGGAUCCGUGGUUACUUGGCCCGCAAGGAGUACAAGAAGCUGCAGGACCAGAGAAUCGCCCUCCAGGUCGUCCAGCGCAACCUGCGCAAGUACCUUCAGCUCCGCACUUGGCCCUGGUGGAAGCUGUGGCAGAAGGUCAAGCCUCUGCUCAACGUCACCCGAGUGGAGGACGAGAUGAAGAAACUGGAGGAGAAGGCCGCGAAGGCAGAGGAGGCCCUCGCCAAGGAGGAGAAGCUGCGCAAGGAGGUUGAGGCCCUCAACGCCAAGCUGCUCGAGGAGAAGACCGCCCUGCUGUCCAGCCUCGAGGGAGAGAAGGGAUCUCUCGCCGACAUCCAGGAGCGCAGCGCCAAGCUCGCCGCCCAGAAGGCCGACCUCGAGUCCCAGCUCCACGACACCCAGGAGCGCCUGCAGCAGGAGGAGGAUGCCCGCAACCAGCUCUUCCAGAGCAAGAAGAAGCUCGAGCAGGAGAUCUCCGGCCUGAAGAAGGACAUCGAGGACUUGGAGCUGUCCGUCCAGAAGUCCGAGCAGGACAAGGCCACCAAGGACCACCAGAUCCGCAACCUCAACGACGAGAUCGCGCACCAGGAUGAGCUCAUCAACAAGCUCAACAAGGAGAAGAAGAACCAGUCUGAGAGCACGCAGAAGACCGCUGAGGAGCUCCAGGCCGCCGAGGACAAGGUCAACCACCUGAACAAGGUUAAGGCCAAGCUCGAGCAGACUCUGGACGAGCUCGAGGACUCUUUGGAGCGCGAGAAGAAGCUGCGCGGUGAUGUUGAGAAGGCCAAGCGCAAGGUUGAGGGUGACCUGAAGCUGACCCAGGAGGCCGUGUCCGAUCUGGAGCGCAACAAGAAGGAGCUCGAGCAGACCAUCCAGCGCAAGGACAAGGAAAUCUCUUCCCUGGCCGCCAAGCUGGAGGAUGAGCAGUCCCUCGUCGCCAAGCUGCAGAAGCAGAUCAAGGAACUGCAGUCUCGCAUCGAGGAGCUCGAGGAGGAGGUCGAGGCCGAACGCCAGGCUCGCGCCAAGGCUGAGAAGCAGCGCUCCGACCUCGCCCGCGAGCUGGAGGAGCUGGGCGAGCGCCUGGAGGAAGCCGGCGGUGCCACCUCCGCCCAGAUCGAGCUCAACAAGAAGCGUGAGGCCGAGCUCAGCAAGCUGCGCCGCGACCUGGAGGAGGCCAACAUCCAGCACGAGAGCACCCUGGCCAACCUGCGCAAGAAGCACAACGAUGCCGUGGCUGAGAUGGGCGAGCAGAUCGACCAGCUCAACAAGCUGAAGGCCAAGGCUGAAAAGGAUAAGGCCCAGUUCGCUGCCGAGUUGAACGACCUCCGAGCGGGCGUCGAUCAUUUGGGCAACGAGAAGGCCGCCGCCGAGAAGGUCGCCAAGCAGCUGCAGCACAACCUCAACGAAGUCCAGGGCAAGCUGGAUGAGUCCAACCGCACCCUCAACGACUUCGAUGCCGCCAAGAAGAAGCUCAGCAUUGAGAACAGCGACCUCCUGCGCCAGCUCGAGGAGGCUGAGUCUCAGGUGUCUCAGCUUAGCAAGCUCAAGAUCUCCCUCACCACCCAGCUCGAGGACACCAAGCGUCUCGCCGACGAGGAAUCCAGGGAGCGCGCGACCUUGCUGGGCAAGUUCCGCAACCUGGAGCACGACUUGGACAACAUCCGCGAGCAGCUGGAGGAGGAGGCCGAGGGCAAGGCUGACAUCCAGAGGCAGUUGAGCAAGGCCAACGCCGAGGCUCAGCUGUGGCGCUCCAAGUACGAGUCCGAGGGAGUCGCCCGCGCCGAGGAGCUCGAGGAGGCCAAGCGCAAGCUGCAGGCCCGCCUCGCCGAAGCCGAGGAGACCAUCGAAUCCCUCAACCAGAAGGUUGUCGCCCUGGAGAAGACCAAGCAGAGGCUGAGCACCGAAGUCGAGGACUUGCAGCUGGAGGUUGAUCGCGCCAACGCCAUCGCCAACGCCGCCGAGAAGAAGCAGAAGGCCUUCGACAAGAUCAUUGGCGAAUGGAAGCUCAAGGUCGACGACCUGGCCGCUGAGCUGGAUGCCUCCCAGAAGGAGUGCCGCAACUACAGCACUGAGCUCUUCAGACUGAAGGGCGCCUACGAGGAGGGUCAGGAGCAGCUGGAGGCUGUCCGCCGUGAGAACAAGAACCUGGCCGAUGAGGUCAAGGACCUGCUGGACCAGAUCGGCGAGGGUGGCCGCAACAUCCACGAGAUCGAGAAGGCCCGCAAGCGCCUGGAGGCUGAGAAGGACGAGCUGCAGGCCGCCCUUGAGGAGGCUGAGGCCGCCCUGGAGCAGGAGGAGAACAAGGUCCUGCGCUCUCAACUGGAGCUGUCUCAGGUGCGCCAAGAGAUCGACAGGCGCAUCCAGGAGAAGGAGGAGGAAUUCGAGAACACCAGGAAGAACCACCAGCGCGCUCUGGACUCCAUGCAGGCCAGCUUGGAGGCUGAGGCCAAGGGCAAGGCCGAGGCUCUGCGCAUGAAGAAGAAGCUCGAGGCCGACAUCAACGAGCUGGAGAUUGCCCUGGACCACGCCAACAAGGCUAACGCCGAGGCCCAGAAGAACAUCAAGCGCUACCAGCAGCAGCUGAAGGACAUCCAGACCGCCCUGGAGGAGGAGCAGCGCGCGCGCGACGACGCCCGCGAGCUGCUGGGCAUCAGCGAGCGCCGCGCCAACGCCCUGCAGAACGAGCUGGAGGAGUCCCGCACCCUCCUGGAGCAGGCCGACCGCGGCCGCCGCCAGGCCGAGCAGGAGCUCAGCGACGCGCACGAGCAGCUCAACGAGCUCAGCGCGCAGAACACCUCCAUCUCCGCCGCCAAGCGCAAGCUCGAGUCCGAGCUGCAGACCCUGCACUCCGACCUGGACGAGCUUCUCAACGAGGCUAAGAACAGCGAGGAGAAGCCAAGAAGGCCAUGGUCGACGCCGCCCGUCUCGCCGACGAGCUGCGCGCCGAGCAGGACCACGCUCAGACGCAGGAGAAGCUGCGCAAGGCGCUGGAGACCCAGAAUCAAGGAACUGCAGAAGCUGGAGCAGCGCCGUGCGCGAGCUGGAGAACGAACUGGACGGCGAGCAGCGAAGCACGCCGACGCCCAGAAGAACCUGCGCAAGAGCGAGCGCCGCAUCAAGGAGCUCAGCUUCCAGGCCGAGGAGGACCGCAAGAACCACGAGCGCAUGCAGGACCUGGUUGACAAGCUGCAGCAGAAGAUCAAGACCUACAAGAGGCAGAUCGAGGAGCCACUAGGUAUAAAUGAGAACCGAACAAUUGGAAUAAGUAAGGAAGAAGGAGAUAAAGGGAAUUUAGGAGAAAAUGGGAUUAGUUUCCUUAGAAAUAAAAGGAGAUCGAGCCUGCCAGGAACUAAUAGAUUCAGAUCAAAUAGAAAAAAACCCUUUGAAUAUAUCGUCUAG
Molecule: messenger RNA, 6569 nt
Organism: Gryllus bimaculatus (two-spotted cricket)
Lineage: Eukaryota; Metazoa; Arthropoda; Insecta; Orthoptera; Gryllidae
Source: the annotation of a GenBank genome assembly